AUGCCGGUGCAGGCGGAGCGCCUGACGUCGCGGGUGCCUUCCCGCAGAAGCUGCCAGUCGGGGAUGCGUUGCCCCAGUGUCGUGUUGCACACAGUCAGUGUGGCCGGGACAGACGACCCAGCUUCAGAUGCCAGCUGUUGCGGAGCUUUCUCGUGCAAAGCGGAGCAGUCCUUGACGCCCUGUGAGGUGCUUAUGACUGUAGCAGUUCGGAGGGGGUCUCAAGUUGAAAGCAGUUGCCGCAUCCUGGCCAGUAUGCCAUUGCCGUUCUGUUGUGCAUGGCCGGUGCAGGACAAAGCUCGUCACGGCCACAUGUGUGCACGAAGGAAGGCUGAGUGCUGCUAG
Messenger RNA from Symbiodinium sp. CCMP2592, 342 nucleotides. NCBI's taxonomy places the organism in Eukaryota, Dinophyceae, Suessiales, Symbiodiniaceae. The record is from the annotation of a GenBank genome assembly.